Molecule: messenger RNA, 3865 nt
Organism: Heterotrigona itama
Lineage: Eukaryota; Metazoa; Arthropoda; Insecta; Hymenoptera; Apidae
Source: the annotation of a GenBank genome assembly
AUGACAGAGCUUCCUUAUCAUCACAGAUUUGGUUUUCGAAAGUUGGCAAUAGUGCUAUUUCAUCAGAUACAUACUCAGUAACGUGGUUGUUCCGUGACCACGUUCGUGAACCACAGCACGUGAUUAUUUGAUUAUUUUUCUACUGUGAUAUAAAUUAAUUUUCUUUCGUAAUCUUUGUGAAAUGACCCUGAAAACACAGUUUUCUUUUAAUCGUUGUAUUGUGAUGCCCACACUGUGUAAGUCAUUGGACCGAUGAUUUGCUGUUCAUUAACGAUAUGUGAGAGAGGUAAGUAAAUAUAUAUACAUAUGUAUAUACGAGAUAGAUUAGAAAACAUAUUCCUACAAUUUACCAAAGAAUAAAAAUCUAAAAUUCAGAAAAUGAAUUGAUUACAAAAUAGCAUAAUAGUAUCUAUGAAAAUUAUUUGUACGUCAUUACAUUUAUUAUAACAUUUAUGUAAUGAUUAAUUAGAUUCACAUAUGUGUAUUUAAUUUCGUGUCAUUUAAUAAUUUAUAAUUUAAUUAAAAAAUAACAUAAUUUAAAAUAUUAGAAUAUAAUUAAAAGUGUUCAAUCAAAAUUAAUUUUAUAUAUAUGUAGUCAGCAAUGAUUGUAUCUAAUCUAGUUAUAUAUAUAUAUAUAUAAACUUUUUCAAAAUAAUUAAAGAAAUAGAAAACAAAUCGAGUGAAAAUAGUUUAAAGAAAAUUCAAUAGGGAUUAAUUAACAAAUAAAGUAAUUAACUAUGUUACAUUGGUUAUUAUUUUUAAAUGCAGUUCAAGAAUAUUGCCUUUUUGUCACAAAUUAUAUAUGAAUAUAAAUCUAACCAUUCAAAACUUCUGAACAAUGCAAUAUACAAGUUGUGAGAUUAUUGUGACAAAACCAUAAUGUAAAUCAAAAAACGAUUAUUAAAAUCGUUCAUAUUGAAACAAUAUUUUUUCCUCUAUCCUUCUUGCAGAAUAUUUGUAAUGUCGAUAAGAAGGAAUUCUACUGCCAGUAAAAACUGUUUCAAUAUCUUUGCAAAUUUUAUAAUGAAUUUUUGGAACCAUAUCAAAGAAUUUUACAUAAUUUUAUCAUCAAUCGAACAGUAGUGUUUUUCGUUAGACCAAUAAUUCCCCAAUUUUUUUCAACUUCAAAUAGAUUAUCAACAAAGGGUACGAGUUUAGUAGUAGUUUGAAAAAACAAUAGAUAAUAAGAACAGUGCUUAUCGAAUCAGAAAAAGAUAUUAUUUCUUCAAGUCAAGGAUAUCAUAAUUGUUUUCGAUUUUAUAAAAUAGCAAUUAAUAGUUGAAGUGUAAAAUGGAUAUAAAUGAAUUUGUAAUGAAUCCUUUUAUGUCAAUGAUAUUUGAUAUUAAUACAUUUUAAUUCAGAUUAGUUGAACGAUGGAAAAUAAUUUCAAUUCAAAUCGGAGACAUGGAAUAUUUGGAAAAGUAUAUUAUCUGUCUGAAUUAAACAGUUAUGCUAUAAACAAUAAGUAGGAAAUAAAUAUUACUAUUGAUAGAAUUAAUUUUUUUUUAUGGAAAAAAAUUUUUUUUUCUUUUAUUGCAAUUUUACAUAAAAUUUGUUUGAAUAAAAAGAUCAUUAUAUAAAUUUCUCUGGGGCAGUAUUUUAUCAGUGCACUGUUCUUAUUAUCUACUGUUUAUUAUCUAGUUAUUAUGUAAUAUUCUGAAAGAGAUAUCAAAUAAUAUUCAUUAUUACAGAGAGUGGGGAAUCAUUGCAACUUGUGCAGUUUUUAAGCGAUAUCAGCAGGAAAAAUGGAUACUACAAAAAAUUCCAAGCGUGAAUAAUAUAAAGCUAUGCAUUGCACAGUGCUAUUCGGAUCAGAACGAAAGUAAAACGAGCGAUAAAAAAUGGAGAAAAUAUUCGAAAUGGAUAGAGCACAUAUCGGUGGAACCAACGAUGUGGCUAUAUAUGAUGGCAUACAUGAUCACUUCCGUCGUGGAACAGGCUUUCUUCGUCUAUAAAGCGUGUCGAGUCGAUCACGGUUAUUCCGAACAGAUUUGCUCAAAUCUGAGCGAUAACGAAACAAUAAAAACAGAAGUACAGGUAACAGUCUCAAGUUUCCAUCAAUGGAAUAACAUGGCAGGCCAUGUAGUACCCAUAAUACUAGCCCUAUUCUUUGGAAACUGGAGUGACAGACGCGGUCGAAAACUGCCAUUAAUUAUUGGACUACUAGGAAAGUUUAUCUACUCUUUUAUGAUUGUGAUUAAUUCCUUGAUUGAUACAUGGAAUCUAAAUACUAUAGUAUAUUCAGCCAGCCUCCCUAUGGGGAUGUUAGGAGGAGAUGUUGCCAUUUUUGGAAGCUGUUUUGCAUACAUAUCAGACAUAUCAUCUGUUAAACAAAGAACCCUAAGGAUUACCAUCUUAGAUGUUGUUUACCUUAGUACUAUGCCCAUUGGUGUGGCUUUGGGUUCUUAUCUCUACACCAAUGUUGUCAAAUCAUCCUACACUAUAAUGUUUACCAUAAAUACCAUUUUGCUAGUUUUAGCCAUUGUGUAUUCAUUGAUAAGGCUAAAGUGGCAAACGUUGUCUCAACAACAGUCGCUAGUAGGCACUAACUUGUUAACUGACUUUUUUGAUAAAAAGCACAUAGUGGCAACCGUCAAAACAAUGACCAAGAGCAGGCCAAAUCAUGGAAAACUUCACCUGUGGCUUUUGCUGAUCAUCAUGAUGUUAUAUACUUUCCAAAGAGAUGAGAAACCUAUGAGUUUCUUGUAUACACAAUUGAAAUUCAAUUGGAAUGUAACCACAUUCAGUAAUUUCAGAACAUUCCAGUCAACUACUUUUGUUGUAGCGAUGCUAAUCGGCGUUCCAAUAAUGAGUAAAUUGAUGGGAAUCCGGGACACUAUAAUAGUAGCUAUUGGUGCAAUUUCUCAUGCUUCCGGAAGAAUAAUAUUCAUCUUAGCCAAAAUAUCGGAAUUAUUCUAUGUUGGAAAAGUAUUUGCCAUGCUAUCAGUCUGUGAUAAUGCAGUACCUUUGUUCAGCGGCGUAUUAUAUUCUCAACUAUACAAUGCAACUAUAAAUUCAGCACCUAACUCAAUCUAUUGGUUGACUUUUGCCACUCAAAUAUCUGUUCUAUUCCUUAUUCUAAUAAUUCAUUUUUCUACAAGAACUCAAACGCAUCUAGAAAACGCAGAAUACAUUGAUAAUGAAGAUGACAAUUUAUCAAUAUCUUCUAUUUUGGAACCAACAAGAAAUAGAUAGACUUUGAAAAAAGAAAAAAAAUUUCUUUCACAUAAAUCUAAUUUUAGUCUUUUAAUUUUUUGGGGCAUACAAUUAAUAGAUUAUUAAUAUUUAUGCUUGCAAAAAAUUUAAAGGUACUAAAGAAAUUUAAAGUUCAAAGUUGUGAGAAGUUGUAAAAAGGAGCAGUUGAAAAUUAGACACAAUAUUUUUAUCUAUUUUGUAUAUUAAAAUCUAUUUCUAUUUUAAAAGUCAAUGUUUAUAUAAAAUAUUAAUCCAAAAUGUUAUUCGGUAGUAAAAAGUGAUUACUAGUAUUGUUAAUAAGAAAAUGCAAGGUAUUUUAUAAUUCUCCUUUUUUAUGUAAUGAAUAAAUUAUGUAUAAUACAACAUUGAUUUUUAUCUACCUGUAUAAUUUAAAAAAUUAUGAUCAGAAAUUAUGAUUAGAAAUUCAAAACUUCCUAUUUUUUGCUGUGUAUUUCCUAUUUCAACUAUUUGCUUCUUUAUAACUUCCUAAUUGUGUUUAAUAAUAAUUAGUGAGUUUUCUUAUCGUGACACAAUAACCAGAUUCAUAAAAAUAAAUUUACAUACAUAUAUCCACAGUUUAAUUAUUAAUAUUGUAUUAUGUGAUAAUAUGGCACGAAUUGUACAUAGUUAGAUUUUAAUACAUAAUGUUGGAAAAUAAAUUUUAAUAAAA